Molecule: messenger RNA, 990 nt
Organism: Salvelinus namaycush (lake trout)
Lineage: Eukaryota; Metazoa; Chordata; Actinopteri; Salmoniformes; Salmonidae
Product: extensin-like
Exons: 4
Coding region: 1-990 (329 amino acids)
Source: RefSeq, a predicted model, not a curated record
AUGGAGACCUAUAUUUAUCACACCUACCCUCACCGGUACAGGAAAGACAGCAGCCCAUGCACAGUUUGGCUGGAAGCAAAGUCUCUGCUGAAUACUAUCAAGCAGGAAGAGAUGAGCCCUGUUAGUGAUGUGAGUAUUGAUUCGGACAAGGCUCAUGGCUUCCUGACUCACUCACGACCAAAGCGCAAUGUGGAACCCAGGUGGUACAGAGGCAACCCCGACUUCCAGGCUUACUACCGCUACUACAAUAGCAUUGGACACACAGAGGGGCUGUAUGAGAUUGACCGGAUCAGGCUGCUGUACCAGCAGAUGAGGCAGCUGGAGCAUGUAUAUGGCCCCAACGCCUCACACUUCCAGAACAAAUUGGGAGUGCCCACCGUCAAGAAGUGCGACCCGGCCACGGACAAAAAAUGCAAAGCCCUACCCCCUCCCCCAAUAAAAAGCACCUCUCAACCCCCUCCUGCUCCUGCCAUCUCCCAGGCUGACGUCAUGUACCUGUGCAAUGCCAAGGACCCCCUCUGCAAGCCCCAUAUUGUCUACCUCCCCACCGGGGCAUUGCCCGUACUGUGCGACCCCCGCUACCACCCCUCCUGCAACCUCCACAAGCUCCCUCCUCCACCACCACCCCCAAUGCUUAAAAAAUCUGCCCCACAACUACCACCCCCCGCCCCAAAAAAGUCAUCUCCCCCUCCGGCCCCCAUCCACACCUACAAGGGCAUGGAGUAUGACUGCAAUCCCUACUGGGACCCAGACUGCCUGAUAGACCACCCACCUAGACCCUUCCAUGGCAAGGCUGGCCCACCCCCUCCUCCCGUUGAGGAGGAACCAGUUGAGGACGCACCACCCCCUGCAGCCAGCAACAAGAAAGUGGCCCAUCCCUAUCCCUACUAUGGCUACCACUAUAACUAUGGGCAUGAACUCUAUGAUCCAGUCCGCUUCCAGUACCCCUCCCCACCUUCUGAUUCCCCUGAUGAUAGUGGUAGUGACUAG